GGCAGGGCCAUGUAUCGGAUACAGGAGGCUUUGGCAGCUGGCGCCAUUCCUGUGCUGAUUUCUGAUGGCGUCUCCCUACCCUACGAGGAUCUACUCGGUAUGCCCUCAGGAGGACAAGGAAGCGUAGAGGAACACGAAGAAGUAGGAAGCACCUACCAGUACCACCGAGCAUACUCUUUUAAGAAAGUGAUAUAAUUUAUUACAAGUAGAUCUAGUAUUUGUGGAGGUAUAAGAAGAAGUAGAUCUAUACGUGGAGGAAGACGCCAACAGCUGUCUAAGCCUGCGGGUUGGACAGCUGUUGGCGCUCACCUUUUGCGAGGUACAUAUUGGCUGGUCACCCAAUCGCAUGACGCCCCUUCGGCCUUUCCGCGCCUCGGUUCACGCCCGUCCGGUUGUCUUCCACCUUGGUGGGAUUCUCCCGCCUCAGCUCGGAGACGUCGCGACGAUCUUGGCUGCGGAUGGCGGACACCUGCCGGGGGCUCCCUAUGCAUGGCGCGCGCGCUGCUCUCAUUCUCGGCCGCGGGGUUCCCUCUACCGGUCAGGUCUCGGCGCUCCCUUCUGAGCUUGCUUGCGUCGCCGUAGACAAUGGCGCGCCCAGUGCUUGGCGCAUGGAAAUAGCUGCUGCUGCGCGUGGUUUCCGCCAGGCUCUCCUGGCUGCUUCCCGUGAUUCUGCUGACCCGUUGGCCCUCGGGCCGCGCUCGCUGAUCUGGGUCUUUGACUGCUUGGGAACGGAAUCGGGCAACUCUUGGCCUGCCGGAACCUUGGGCACGACCGAGCUUGCGCGUUUGAACGUGAGCUGCUGGACCUCUUCGCGCGUUGCUGUGCGGUGUAUGACGCCGCUGCUGUCCACUGGACUCCGUCGCACAUCGGGAACCUGGUCAACGAUCUGGCUGACGCUGCUGCUGGGGUCCUCCUCAAGUACGCGCCUGCGGCUGGACGCACUGCGCCGCCCCUCUCCUCUGUGAACGUCAGAGGGGCGGCAAGGGUCUCGCUCGCCGCCGAGGAGCGCCGACUGCUUGCCACGUUAGACAACGAGCACAACAGUGCUAGCGGCGACGUUCUUGCUGCGCUGCAGCUCUCACGCUCGUCUGCGCGGGCGUUGUUUCUACGGCUCUGCCGCGAUCCCUCUGAAGUCUCUCCGGAUGCAUGGGGCUGGGGCGCUCGCGCCGUUGGAGGAUCGCUGCCCCCGAGAGGUGCAGACCUUUGCCGCCAAGUUGCUGCCUGGGUCGCGCUUCAAACACGCUGGCCCCUUUGGUCUGGGGCUUCCCUGUGGCCUGCUACUGUGGUGAACAGGAUACGCCGCGCCACUUCUUCGAGAAGUUCUGCGCGGAUGUCACGCAGUUACGUUCGACGAAGGCGCUCGCGGGCCUCGUUCGGUGCGCGCAUGUCGUUGAGCGCGCUGCAUGGGUGGAGUACUACCUUACGGCGACCUUUUCGGCGACGGUCUUGCUGGCGUCUAGGUUUUCCGGCCCUUUGGUGGUGCUUCGCUGGCGCCUUGCCAUCGCUGGCCUGCCUCUUCUUUUUGGCGGUUUUACCUCUCUGCUAUUUCUACGGGACUGUGGGCUGCGGUCAGUGAUGCGCUGGCUUUUCGGAAACAAUACGAGCGAGCGGCGGCACUGUGCAGGAAGGCCGCUGCUCCCUUCCCGCGCACCUAGUCGGUGCUGGCUUGCUGCUGUCGUUGAGCUCUCGCCCCGUACUGCGGCGCGGCUCGCCGCGGGGAGGUCUGGCGCUUUGGGGCUGCCUUGGCGCGGCGCGCCGGCUUUCGACUAAAUGCCCCCGGCGGUGUUUCCUUGCUGUUUUCACAGCUGCGCCUGCUUACCUUUUUUCGGUGUCGGUUCGAGGUCUCAGGCUUCUUCUUACUUACCAUGACGACACCGGCAAACGCACCCGGACCGCGGCGCCUCUUGUUAGGACUCUCUUGCAUUUGCUUAGCGCGUCGCUGUGCUUCAGAUUCCGCCCCCUGGCUGUCUGUAGCUCUGUGGGUAACCGUCUAUCCUUCUCCUAAUAAUAAUACCAUUAUCACUUACAGCUACUAUUAGAUGCAGGAAAAACAAAGAGUAGGAGUACUCGUCGAAAUUAUAACUAAAAGUAACAGUAAGUAAGUAGAUCAUACUAUUUCUAAGCAACGGUGGGAUGACAUCAUAAUACGUAUCCCCGAACGCAUUUGGAAGACUCGGGAUGCGAAUUUGAUGCUGGAGCGACUCCUAAGCAUGCCACCAGAGGAGAUCCUGCGACGACGGAAACUAGCAGCUUUCGUUUAUGGUGAUACAAGAGACAUUAGAACUACAGUCUGACUAUGAACGUGUAGAAGACUCACUAUUUUUGUCCCAGCAGCACUUCUUAGCGGAUGAAAGAGCUGAAAUUUACUUAAACAAAUCCAGAAUGUUGAAGGGGAAGAAGUACCGACGUUUAGAUGAAAUAAGCUUCAAUGUGCAUAUAUCUCCAAUGUGCUUACGACUACAUGCUACGGACAGCAGAGCAAAGGGUGUGGAUGAAGAUGGCCAAUAUUCUGCAGAUCGUGAGGAAAGACGUUGGAGAGGCAUUCUCGUGGUCUUGAUGAAAAAUAUGUUUUAGUACAUUGAAACUCUAGGAAUAUUUUUAGGCUCUCGUCCAUCCUCUGCCUCUGACCCGUGUCCUCUGCAUCUGCAGAUCAAGAUCAUGGACUUGUGAUCCUCUGCAGAUGAACUCAUCGUGAAACUGAUGAAGCCGAUGGACUCAGUCAAAAGGCCUCGACUUACUACAGGUACGGGAUAGGAUCUGGAUAGCUCUUGACAUGAUGAAUUUGAC
Messenger RNA from Amoebophrya sp. A25, 2787 nucleotides. The record is from the annotation of a GenBank genome assembly. NCBI's taxonomy places the organism in Eukaryota, Dinophyceae, Syndiniales, Amoebophryaceae.